Cutaneotrichosporon oleaginosum is the source of this 3351-nucleotide messenger RNA. RefSeq lists its product as uncharacterized. The record is from RefSeq and is a predicted model, not a curated record. Gene Ontology annotation, molecular function: protein binding; cysteine-type deubiquitinase activity. Gene Ontology annotation, biological process: regulation of protein stability; protein deubiquitination. Gene Ontology annotation, cellular component: cytosol; nucleus. NCBI's taxonomy places the organism in Eukaryota, Fungi, Basidiomycota, Tremellomycetes, Trichosporonales, Trichosporonaceae.
AUGCUUGAAAACAGUCCCGGCAACGAAGUGACGGACAUCAUCAUCGACGAGAGCCCAGCACCAAUGGAGGUCGAGGAGUUGCCCAAUGUCCGCGAUGCCGAGGCGUUCGCUGCCAAGGCCAUGCCGGAUCUCGGCCUCGAGAUCGAGGACUUCCAGUCCCAGACGUGGCGGCUCGACAAGUGGAGCCAACAGGAUCGGCGCAAACAGGGGCCAGAGUUCUCAUGCGGCGGGCACAAGUGGCGGAUCCUCCUGUUUCCACAGGGCAAUGCCAACGGCCAGCCGAAUGACAUGGUUUCCGUCUACCUCGAGUACGCCAAUCCCAAAGGCGCGCCCGAAGGUUGGCACGCAUGCGCGCAGUUCUGUCUCGCCAUUUCGAAUGUAAACCACCCAACCCUUCACAUCUCUAGCCCAGACGCCCAUCAUCGCUUCGUCGCCGAGGAGUGUGACUGGGGCUUUACGAGGUUUGCCGAGCUGCGCAAGCUGUACAGCCCUGACCCUGCCACUGGCCGCACCCGUCCUAUCAUUGAGAACGACGAGGUUGAGAUCACUGCCUUUGUGCGCGUACUCAAGGACCCAACAGGCGUGCUCUGGCACAACUUUGUCAACUAUGACUCCAAGAAGGAGACUGGCCACGUCGGACUGCGAAACCAAGGCGCGACUUGCUACAUGAACUCUCUCCUCCAGUCGCUGUACUGCACCAACUACUUCCGCAAAGCCGUCUACCAGAUACCCACAGACAACGACAUUCCAUCUGAAAGCUUAUCGCUUGCGCUCCAGCGUGUAUUCUACCACUUGCAGACGUCAAACCAGGCGGUCAGCACAACCGAGCUCACCAAGUCGUUUGGCUGGAAGUCGCUCGAUUCUUUCAUGCAGCAUGACGUGCAAGAGUUCAGCCGCAUUCUCCAGGACAAGUUGGAGGAGAAAAUGAAGGGCACUCCAGCCGAGGGCGCUAUUCCUCAACUCUUCAAGGGCCAGAUGAAGAACUAUAUCAAGUGCAUGAACGUGGACUACGAGUCAAGUGUCACGGAAGAUUUCUACGACGUCCAGCUCACAAUCAAGGGUAUCAAGAACCUGCGCGAUUCUUUCAAGGACUAUGUUUCGGUUGAGACUCUUGACGGCGACAACAAGUACAUGGCCGAGGGCUAUGGUCUGCAGGACGCCAAGAAGGGUGUCAUUUUCAAAGCCUUCCCUCCCGUGCUUCACCUCCAGCUCCGCCGGUUCGAGUAUGAUGUGGACAAGGAUGCGUUGGUGAAGAUCAAUGACCGCCACGAGUUCCCUCUUGAGAUUGACCUCGCCGAGUUCCUCGACGAGUCGGCCGACCACUCCGUCUCGCACGUGUACAAGCUCCACGGCGUGCUUGUGCAUUCCGGAGAUUUGCACGGCGGACACUACUUCGCACUCAUCAAGCCCGAGGCUGAUGGGCGGUGGUUCAAGUUUGAUGACGACCGCGUCACUCCUGUUACGGAUAAGGAGGUGCUUGAGGACAACUUUGGCGGCGACCUCGUCAACGGUGUGAUGCCCGCGCACCAGCGCACGCAGGCUCGUACGCUGAAGAAGUUUACCAACGCCUACAUGCUUGUUUACAUUCGCGAGACGGAACUCAGCACAGUGCUCGCCCCCUUCACCGAGAACGACACUCCUCGUCAUCUCAAGGAGCGAUUGGACGCGGAGCGCGAGCAGAUGGAGGCCAAGAAGCGAGAGAAGGACGAGCAGCACCUUUAUCUGACGGCCAAGAUCAUUACGGAUGACGCUUUCGCCAAGCACCAAGGCUUUGACCUGGCUUCGUUCGACGAUAAGAACAUGGGUCCCACCGAGCUUCCAACAUUCCGUAUUCUGAGGGAGGAGACCUACGCCAAGUUUAAGCAGCGGAUUGCCACAUACUUCAAGAUUUCUGAGCGUGACUUCCGCCUCUGGGUCUUGGUGAACCGCCAGAACAAGACAAUUCGUCCUGACGUGCCCAUUCAGGAGAGCGACCACCAACAGACGAUGGACUUUAUCCGCAACAACAUGGCGGCACGGGCCAUCGACCUCCGGUUGUACCUGGACUACAACCCAGACCAAGCCAGAUUCGCGGCGCAGCACGCGAACCCGCACAACCCGCCCAUCAUGAUUUUCCUCAAGUGGUUUGACUGCUCUAAGCAGUCGCUGUUCGGUCAGGGCAAGGUCUUCGUCGACAAGAACGACAAGGUAUCGGUGCUCUACAACAUUAUCCAGGAGAGAAUGGGCUGGCCGUCAUCGACGCCGAUCAAGCUCUACGAGGAGAUUAAAGCCGGCAUGAUUGAAUCGAUGAAGGUCAACAAGACGUUCCUGCAGAACGAGAUUCAAGACGGCGACGUGAUCACCUUCCAGGUUGAGAAGACGCAAAAGGAGAUUGACGAUCUCGAGGCGCAAUCGCUGUACUCGAGUGUUCCCCAGUUCUACGACUUCUUGCAGAACCGCGUGCGCGUUCAGUUCCAUCCUCGUUUCGAAGAUGCUCCAGGAAAUCCGCCCGACUUUGAGAUCGUCCUGAGCAAGAAGAUGACGUACGAGGUCAUGGCGCAGCGUGUUGGCGAUUUCCUCAAGCACGACCCCCUCAAGCUGCGAUUCACGUCGUCCAAUCCCACGAAUGGCCAGCCCAAGGCCAUUGUAAAACGCUCGCUGAACCAGAGCGUUGCCGACAUAACCCAGACCAAUUAUUACAGCCCGCAGCCCAAUGUCGUGCUCUACUACGAACUUCUUGACAUUUCGAUCAUCGAGCUCGAGACGAAGAAGUCGCUCAAGCUGUACUGGAUGGGACGAUACAACAAGGAGGAGGCGGCUCCGACAUUCUUGUUGCCCAAGACCAAUACGUUCGACCAUGUCGUGGAACAGUUGCUGCGCACCAUUCAGCCGCAGCCUGGAGGGUCAGGUAAAAUCCGUGUCUUUGACAUCUCGAGCAACGGGCGCGCACAGCGAGACUACGCUGGAAGCGAGAUGAUUGGCAACCUGCCAGAGCCUACCGAGCUGUACGCCGAGGAGAUUCCUAUGGAAGAGCUCAGCGCUGGCGACAACACGAAGAUCGUGCACCUCUUCCAUUACUCGAGGGACCCCAGCAAGACGCACGGCGUCCCGUGCCGCUUCGUGAUCCGCGAAGGCGAGCCGUUCUCAGAGACGAAAAAGCGGAUACAGGAACGCAUCGGGGUGUCAGACAAGGAGUUUGCAAAGUACAAGUUUUCGCUUGUGCAGUCGCAGGUGUACAAGCAGCCCUCGGUGGUCGAAGAGAACGAUGUGUUAUUCGAUCACAAGUGGGCUCCUGAUGACGCGCUCGGCUUGGACCACCUCGACAAGCGUCCCAACAAGGCAAACGUCGAGAAGGGUAUCGUCAUGCGUUAG